UACUGUCCACAUUCCGAAUUCAACAUGGCGGCGUCUAUGCUGUUGAUUCGUUUUAGAGUUGGUUUACGCCACCAACAAUUACUCAAAGACAUAUGAUGGCCCGACAGUCUGUUGUAGCUUGAAUAUUUCAACAAACUAGUUUUCUUAUAGAUAUGAAUUUCGGGAAAAUGAAGAAACUGCCGAGACCUAGCUCCAGAAUGACGACAGUUUCAACGACAGAAAGUGACAGUGUCUUCAGUGAAUAUGGCGAAGACAACAAAAAUAACAAAAGAGUCAAUCGCAACAUGAGCGAGAAAAAAAGGCGUGAUCAGUUCAAUGUGCUGGUCAAUGAGUUGUGUUCCAUGGUUUCCACAAGUAACAAGAAAAUGGACAAAUCCACUGUCCUAAAGUCCACAAUCGCUUACCUGAGGAAUUACCAAGAGACGGCAGAGCAGGCACAGGCUCAUGAAAUCAAGGAGGACUGGAAACCCUCAUUUCUAUCCAAUAACGAAUUUACACAUUUAAUGUUGGAGGCGUUGGAUAGCUGUUUAUUUGUGUUCACGCAACAAGGAAGAUUCCUGUAUGUGUCCGAAAGUAUAACAUCCCUCCUAGGUCACUUACCGGAUGAUUUGGUUAACAAGUAUGUAUACAGCUAUAUACACGAGAAUGAGAAACAGAACCUGUACAACAUGUUAUUCCACUUCAGUAUGUUAUCACCAGAGGAGAUGGAGAAAGAGAAGAACCAAUUGAAAUUCAGCUGUCAUUUCCAAAGAGGUAGCUUGAAAUCAGAAGAAAGCAACGUUUAUGAAUCUGUAACAUUCACUGGAUUCCAAUACUGGAAUGUGGUCUCUGAUGAUGAUUCCCAGUCCGGCCUACAGCCGCCUACAAACUGUUUCUGUUGUACAGUACGACUUAGGAGCUCCCAAUUCAUCAGAGAGAUGGCCAUCAUUGACGAAUCUCAGUCAGAGUUCACAUCUCGCCACAGUUUAGAAUGGAAGUUCUUAUUUCUUGAUCACAGAGCCUCUCCAAUUAUUGGUUAUCUCCCCUUUGAGGUACUUGGCACCUCAGGAUUUGAUUACUAUCAUCCCGACGACCUUGAACCCUUAGUAAAAUGUCACGAACAAUUGAUGCAGAUAGGAAAAGGAAUGUCCUGUUUUUACCGAUUUCUCACUAAAGGACAACAGUGGAUCUGGCUGAAGUCCCGCUACUACAUCACCUACCAUCAAUGGAACUCGAAACCAGAGUUUAUUGUCUGUACAAAUACAGUCGUUAGCUAUGCUGAUGUUCGUGCCCAUGUGAGACAGGAAAACAAUUCGGGAGCUCAAAAUAUGAAUGCAGCAGUGGAGAAUAGAAAGAGAUCACAGAGUCCAUCAAUGUCCUCCGUUCUCUCAAGUCAGUCUGGUAAGACGUCAGACAAAGACAGUGUGGAGAGUGCACCUAUACCUCAUUCCACCUGUCGAAAAGACCCCACGGGGUCAGUAACACCGCAACUACAACAGUUACUGCAGCAACGCAUCAAUCAGCAUAAGGCGCUUCAACAGCAGCAACAACAGUUAAGUACACAGAUACAACUGCUCCCUAAGCCAAACUUGGUGACAAGUCUCUUAACUGGAAAAGUGGCUACCAUAUCCAACCUUCCAUCAGGAUUGGGGCAGGCUCAACAAGUGAAGACACAGUCUGUACCGUCCCCCCACUGUAACCUGCCUGUAGUGACUGUCAUCCCCACCAAACAUCCUCCACAGGCUGUCCAGACACAACAGGUACAAUUGACACCAGUUCAGCUCCAGCUCCACAGCCAACUCCUACAAAAACACAAGCUGCUGCAGCAGGCUAUCCUAAAACAGCAGGAGGAGCUACAGAUUAUCAAUCAGCAGCUAUCGCUCUUUCAGUCGACAGUCGUACCAGUUUUCCCAGUCGCUGCCUCCAUUACAUCUGUCUCAACAAUGCCAGGUACAAAUAUGUUGACGACAACGGGCAUACCAACGCAAUCUACCCAGGCACCCCUCACCUUCCAGCCGGCGCUGCACACCCCUGUCCAGUCAACACUUGACCAACAGCAGUUCAUACCGUUACAGUUUCUCCAGCAGGACAGCGAGCUACUCUUUUCCAAUGAUACCUCAAAUACAGUCUUCUCACUAACUUGACCCUGUUGCAGUACCACAAUUUAAUUCGGGAGUGGUCAGAAAUUUUGACUUCUUCGUGUCUCUUUGUAAUAAAUUUAGAUUCACAAAGAAACUACUCCUUCCUAUGGAUGUAUUUGCCACUCAGCCAGUAUUUACCUCAGAAACGUCCAAAGCAUGGUUGUGGAAAAUUGGCACCAGUAUGAACGUUUGGUUUAACCUGGUCAACCCACAGACAUCUGCCUUCUCAGUAAAAUACAACAUCUGACAGUAAGUUUAUCAGUGUGAUAGUUCCCGAGAGGUUUGACAGAAAACUAUUCCGUCAGCUGAUAAACAAAUAUUGCAGCAAAGUUGGAUGAGACUUCCAGGAA
Messenger RNA from Pecten maximus, 2470 nucleotides. RefSeq names its product circadian locomoter output cycles protein kaput-like. The transcript has 15 exons. Gene Ontology annotation, molecular function: DNA-binding transcription factor activity, RNA polymerase II-specific; protein dimerization activity; RNA polymerase II cis-regulatory region sequence-specific DNA binding. The record is from RefSeq and is a predicted model, not a curated record. Gene Ontology annotation, biological process: regulation of transcription by RNA polymerase II; circadian regulation of gene expression. Gene Ontology annotation, cellular component: cytoplasm; CLOCK-BMAL transcription complex; nucleus. NCBI's taxonomy places the organism in Eukaryota, Metazoa, Mollusca, Bivalvia, Pectinida, Pectinidae. Bases 153 to 2123 code for a protein of 656 amino acids.